CGCACCUCACACCACCUGACCCCUCUGCUGGCAAGAGGGGACCUGAUUCAUCUUCAGGCUAGAUACUCAUUCCACACAACCAAUUAAGAGAGCAGAAGAGCAACUGAAACAUCUUUGCCUCGGACUUCAAAAGUGAAUGAGCAAUCCCUCCAAACUGACUCAAAAUGUUUGUCUCACCCAGAAGAUGGAGCUCCCGAAGGGCUUCUCUGGCCAACGGACAUUCCUAUCUGCCAUCCUCAACAUGCUAUCACUCAGCCUCUCCACAACAUCCCUGCUCAGCAACUACUGGUUUGUGGGCAUACAGAAGGUGCCCAAGCCCCUGUGCGGGAAAGGUCUGGCAGCCAGGUGCCUUGACCUGCCACUGCCCUUGGAUGGAGGCAACACCAACGCAUCAUCCCAGGAGGUGGUGCAAUACAGCUGGGAGGCUGGGGAUGACCGCUUCUCCUUCCGUACCUUCCGCAGUGGCAUGUGGCUAUCCUGUGAGGAAAUCGUGGAAGAACCAGGGGAGAGGUGCCGAAGUUUCAAUGAACUCACACCACCAACCGAGAGAGGUGAGAAGGGACUACUGGAAUUUGCCACGUUGCAAGGCCUACGUCACGCCGCUCUCCGAUUUGGAGGGAAGCGGUUGAUGGAGAAGGCUUUCCUCCCCCACCCUCCCUUGGGGCUUGUGGCAAAGAUCCUAUGGUUAUCACUGGGAGCCCAGUUCACCUACAUUGGACUUGAAUUCAUCAGCUUCCUCCUCCUACUAACGGACUUGCUGUUCACAAGGAACCCUGGCUGCGGCCUCAAGCUGAGCGCCUUUGCGGCCAUCUCCUCUGUCCUGUCAGGUCUUCUGGGAAUGGUGGCCCAUAUGAUGUAUUCACAAGUAUUCCAGGCAACUGCCAACUUGGGUCCAGAAGACUGGAGGCCACACUCUUGGAAUUAUGGCUGGGCCUUCUACAUGGCCUGGCUUUCCUUCACCUGCUGCAUGGCAUCGGCUGUCAUCACCUUCAACACAUACACCAGGCUGGUGCUGGAGUUCAAGUGCAAGCACAGUAAGAGCUUCCAAGGAAACCUGAGCGCCCUCCCACAUCACCACCAGUGUUGCCUUCAGCAACUGUCAAGUGCAGCCCACCCGGGGGGGCCUUUGACCGGCUACCACCAGUAUCACAAUCAGCCCAUCCGCUCUGUCUCUGAAGGUGUUGACUUCUACUCAGAGCUACACAACAAGGGAUUUCGACAAGGGACCAGCCAGGAACUAAAAGAAGAGGUGCCUGGGUCAUCUGUAGAGGAAGAACAGUGUUAGGAGUAAGUGUGUUUGGAGAGCAGGCUGAGCCCAACCUUACGUGUGUGUUAUCAACAUGUGCUUAAGCCGAAGUCUGUUUCUUGAGCACGGUGUUUAGAGGCUAAGAACAAGGGUAUCUUACGGUAAAGGGGUGUGUGCCUGGCACCAUUGUUCCCCCACGGCUGUGUCACUUCGCUAUCCCCCAUAUCUCACACGUUCAAAAUCCUCUCCCUCCUUUACGGAUUGCUUGUUGUGAGCCGGGUUCUGGGAUAAGCAAUGGAGAUAAAAAGAGGAGUAAAAUACAGUCUCUGCCCUUCAGGGGCUUCUCAGUCUGGUCACCUGUCUGGGAUCGGGAGGAAUGGAGGUGGACAAAUCAACGGUAGUUGACUGUGGUUCAGCUUUCCAUGGUGUACCUGAAUUUUCCUGGAAGUCACAGAAUGAAAGAUGAAGGCACUACCAGUAGGAGCUUUGACACGGAGGACAGAUGUCCUCCACACUGCCUGUUAGUGUCCUGCAUCCACACAGUAGGUACCUGAUGCAAGCUUAAUUAAAUAUGAUCCUAGAAGCCACUAGGAGGCUACUGUACAUAAGAUGGCCCCUAGAGCACGCAGGGACAGGUCCACGUCCAGAAAUGGCCCACCGAGGCUACUCAGAUGGGACUGGGGUUUCCCGGUGGAGAACCAUACCGGAGACUCCCCAGGGAACAAGGCUGCAUCACGCACUCCUUUCUGGGUCCCCACCUUCUCAUCCAUCCACUCGCCCUUUCUCUGUUCCAUAAGGGAAAACAAGCCAUCCCAGAUGACUAAGAAGA
This is a messenger RNA of Equus quagga, 2075 nucleotides long. It is a transcript of the gene GSG1, whose product is annotated as germ cell associated 1. Gene Ontology annotation, cellular component: plasma membrane. Lineage: Eukaryota; Metazoa; Chordata; Mammalia; Perissodactyla; Equidae. The coding region runs from base 137 to 1285 and encodes 382 amino acids. The record is from RefSeq and is a predicted model, not a curated record. The transcript has 6 exons.